UCGUUAGCCCCGCCUCCCUGGCAACUGAAAGGACGCUUUCACCUUAGCGACCAGCGGGGCUCCCACCAUGGCUGAAGAAGAGGAAGUUAUUGUCCGAACGGAGAAAGUUAUCCGGAUCCAGAGGGUGUUUAUAAACCUACUGGAUUCCUACAGCAGCGGAAACAUAGGGAAGUUCCUAUCUAACUGUGUCAUUGGGGCUUCGCUUGAAGAAAUUACGGAAGAAGAGGAAGAAGAAGAUGAAAAUAAGUCAGCUUUUCCAGAAGCUUCAUCCCCCAAACUGAAGGAAGGCACCUUCCAGAUUGUGGGCACACUUUCUAAGCCCGAGAGCCCGCAGCCUGACUUCGCAGUGGAAACCUACACGACCAUCUCGCGAGAAGACCUCCUCAUGCGCCUGCUGGAGUGUGACGUUAUCAUUUACAACAUCACUGAAUACGCACAGCAAGUGGAGGAAGCCCUGUGGGCGGUCUCGGCUCUGAAUGAAGAAGUCAGCCAUUUUGAAAAGAGGAAGGUGUUUAUCUUACUGUCCACGGUGAUGACUUGGGCACGAUCCAAGCCCCUGGACCCUGAUGAUUCUGAGGUCCCAUUUACUGAAGAGGAUUAUCGAAGGAGAAAGAAUCAUCCUAAUUUUCUGGAUCACAUAAAUGCUGAAAAAAUGGUUCUCAAAUUUGGCAAAAACACCAAAAAGUUUGCAACCUACGUUGUUGCUGCUGGACUUCAGUAUGGAUUGGAAGGAGGCAUCUUGCAUGUUUUCUUUAAGUUGGCUUGGCUGGGCGAGGUUCCUGCAUUACCUGUAUUUGGAGAUGGAACGAAUGUAAUUCCAACAAUCCACGUUCUUGAUCUCGCAGGGGUUAUACAAAACGUAAUAGACCACGUGCCAAAGCUUCACUACCUGGUUGCUGUGGACGAGUCUGUUCACACCCUGGAAGACAUUGUUAAGUGCAUCAGUAAAAAUACCGGUCCUGGGAAAAUCCAGAGAGUACCCAAAGAAAAUGCUUUCCUAACCAAGGACUUGACACAAGAAAAUAUUGACCAUUUGCUGGUCAACUUAAGAAUGGAAGCGCUCUUUGUGAAGGAAAAUUUUAACAUCCGAUGGGUUGCCCAGACAGGAUUUGUGGAAAAUAUCAACAAUAUCCUUAAAGAGUACAAGCAAAGCAGAGGAUUACUGCCCAUCAAGCUGUGUAUGCUUGGCCCCCCCGCGGUGGGGAAGUCCAGCAUUGCGGAGGAGCUGUGCAAGCAUUACAAACUGCACCACAUUAAACUGAAGGACGUCAUCACUGAAGCCAUAGCGAAACUGGAGGCCAUUGUGGCACCUAAGGACGGAGGGGAAGGAGAAGAGGAAGGCGAAGAGGAAGAGGAGGAGGAGAACGUGGAAGACGCGCAGGAGCUCUUAGACGGCAUAAAGGAAAGCAUGGAACAGAACUCAGGACGACUAGAAGAUCAAUACAUAAUUAGAUUUAUAAAGGAAAAGCUGAAAUCUAUGCCUUGCAGGAAUCAAGGUUACAUUUUGGAUGGAUUCCCCAAGACCUAUGAUCAAGCAAAAGACUUGUUCAAUCAGGAAGAUGAGGAGGAGGAGGAGGAAGUCAGAGGCAAAAUGUUUCCCAUUGAUAAGUUAAUUAUCCCAGAAUUCGUUUGCUCGCUGGACGCCUCGGACGAGUUUCUGAAGGAGCGAGUGAUGAACCUUCCUGAGAGCCUCGUGGCAGGGACCCACUACAGCCAGGACCGAUUCCUCCGGGCCCUGAGCAACUACCGGGACAACAAUACAGAAGACGAGACUGUCUUCAACUAUUUUGAUGAAAUCGAAAUUCACCCAAUCCUCAUUGAUGUAGGAAAACUUGAAGAUGCUCAGAACAGACUUGCUAUCAAACAGCUCAUCAAAGAGAUUGGAGAGCCUCGAAACUAUGGCUUAACAGAUGAAGAAAAGGCAGAAGAGGAGCGGAGGGUUGCGGAGGAACGGCUGGCCAAGGAGGCUGCCGAGGAAGCGGAACGCGAGCACAACGAGGCCAUGGAGACUGCAGAGAAGAUAGCGCGCUGGGAGGAGUGGAAUAAACGACUAGAGGAAGUGAAAAGAGAAGAAAGAGAGUUACUAGAGGCUCAGUCUAUUCCUCUGAGAAACUAUUUAAUGACCUACGUGAUGCCAACUCUCAUGCAAGGUCUGAAUGAAUGUUGUAAGGUCAGACCGGAUGACCCUGUUGACUUUCUGGCUGAAUACCUUUUCAGGAACAAUCCUGAGAUGCAGUGAAACCCAAAGAUCUUACACUUUAUAACUACAGAGCUAGAGAUCAACUUAACAUUGUAAUUGGAAACAUUGCUUUUAAAAAUGCUUUCCUGGUUUUUGGACAAUUUUUUUUCUUGUAAAUGAGUGUUCUAUGAAAAGCUGCAUAUCAAUGAAUGACUACAUCAUUAAAACUGUAUUUGAAAGGUAAAUUGAUAAGGCACCUGUGUUUAGCUCAUGGGACAAAUAUUGAUUUAACAUUUCAUUCUUAGGUCAGUUCUAAGGAUUCUGCCUCUGCUUAUAAUGCUUAGAGUAAUUUAAUUUGUAACAUGAAAAAAAUCAGAAUGUACAUUAUUCUAACAUCGAGGCUAAUGAGUUUAUACUUGUUGUGGCCCCAAUAACAGAAAUG
This is a messenger RNA of Tupaia belangeri chinensis (Chinese tree shrew), 2621 nucleotides long. RefSeq names its product adenylate kinase 7 (gene AK7). Bases 68 to 2239 code for a protein of 723 amino acids. The transcript is spliced from 18 exons. Gene Ontology annotation, molecular function: nucleobase-containing compound kinase activity; ATP binding. Lineage: Eukaryota; Metazoa; Chordata; Mammalia; Scandentia; Tupaiidae. Gene Ontology annotation, biological process: nucleobase-containing compound metabolic process. The record is from RefSeq and is a predicted model, not a curated record.